GUUCCAGGGUCCUGCGGAGCGGCAGUGGUGGCACUGGGCCCCUUCUGAUGGGAGGAUGGUUGUUCUCAGGCAGUUUGGGCUGCUGCUCUGGAAGAACUACAUCCUGCAGAAGCGGCAGAUCCUGGUGACCCUCAUCGAGGUGUGCCUGCCGCUGCUCUUCGCCGCCAUCCUGAUCGCGCUGCGGCACCGGGUGCACUCCGUGAGCCACCCCAACGCCACCCUGUACCCCACCCAGUCCGUGGAUGACCUGCCCAGCUUCUUCUCCUCCCGGCACCCCAGCAAUCCCUGGGAGCUGGCCUAUGUCCCCUCCAACAGCAGCGCCGUCCGGAGCAUCGCCGAGGCGGUGGAGAGAGCGCUGCCCAUCAACAUCCGAGCUCAGGGCUUUGCCUCAGAGAAGGACUUUGAGGAGUAUGUGAGGCUGGACAACCGCUCUGGCAGCGUCCUGGCCGCCGUGGUGUUCCGGCACCACUUCCCACAGAGCACGGCCCCGCUGCCCCUGCAGGUGGAGUACGAGCUGCGCUUCAAGUACAGCCCCAGGAACGCGCCGCGGAGCGAGCAGACGGGGCUGAACCCCAACCUGGACCGGGACUGGCACACCAGUUACCUGUUCCCCCUCUUCCAGCUGCCUGGGCCACGAGAGGCCAAGUUUGCCGAUGGAGGGACACCAGGUUAUCUCCGGGAGGGUUUCCUGGCGGUGCAGCACGCCGUGGACAGGGCCAUCAUGCAGUAUCAUGCCAGUGCCAGCUCUACCAGCCUGCUGGAGAACAUCACAGUGGUGGUACAGCGCUUCCCCUACCCCGCCUACGUCAAUGACCUGUUCCUCUUGGCCAUCCAGAACCAGCUGCCACUGCUGCUCAUGCUCAGCUUCACCUACACCUCGCUCAACAUCGUCCGCGCCGUCGUCCACGAGAAGGAGAAGAAGCUGAAGGAGUACAUGCGCAUGAUGGGCCUCAGCAACUGGUUGCACUGGAGCGCCUGGUUCCUCAUGUUCUUCCUCUUCCUCCUGGUGUCCGUGUUCUUCGUCACCGUGCUCUUCUGUGUCAAGGUGAGUGAACAGGGAGCGGUGCUCACCAACAGUGACCCCACGCUGGUGUUCACCUUCCUUGCCAUCUUCUCCAUCUCCUCCAUCUCCUUCAACUUCAUGGUGAGCGCCUUCUUCUCGCGAGCAAACGUCGCGGCUGCUGCUGGCGGCUUUCUCUACUUCUUCUCCUACAUCCCCUACUUCUUCAUCUCGCCCCGCUAUGACCUGAUGUCCCACAGCCAGAAGCUGGCAUCCUGCCUCAUCUCCAAUGUGGCCAUGGCCAUGGGGGCACAGCUCAUCGGCAUGUUUGAAGGGAAAGGGACUGGCAUCCAGUGGAGGGACCUCAUGAAACCCGUCAGCGUGGAUGACAACUUCACCUUGGCCCAGGUGCUGGGGAUGCUGCUGCUGGACUCGGUGCUCUAUGGGCUGGUGGCCUGGUAUGUGGAGGCUGUGUUCCCCGGGGAGUACGGUGUGCCACAGCCCUGGUACUUCUUCCUGACGCCCUCAUACUGGUGCGGGCGGCCCAGGACUGUCGUGGGGAAAGAGAAGGAGGAGGAGGAGGACCCCGAGAAGGCCCUGAAGAGUCAGUACAUUGAGGAGGAACCUGCUGACCUCGUGUCAGGCAUCAAAAUAAAGCACCUUUCCAAGGUCUUCAAAGUGGGAAACAAGACAAAAGAGGCAGUCAAGGACCUCACAGUGAACAUGUACGAAGGGCAGAUCACUGUCCUUUUGGGACACAAUGGUGCUGGGAAGACCACCACCCUGUCCAUGCUCACAGGGCUGCACUCCCCGACGGGUGGCCAGGCCUACAUCAAUGGCUACGAGAUCUCCCAGGACAUGGUGCUGAUCCGCCGCAGCCUCGGGCUGUGCCCCCAGCACGACGUGCUCUUCGACAACAUGACGGUGGAAGAGCACCUGCACUUCUAUGCUGGGUUGAAGGGAUACCCACCCUCCAAGUGCCCCGAGGAGAUCAACCACAUCCUGAGGAUCCUCAACCUGGAGGACAAGCGCCGCUCCCUCACCAAGGCUCUCUCUGGGGGAAUGAAGCGCAAGCUCUCCAUCGGCAUCGCCCUCAUCGGGGACUCCAAGGUGGUGAUGCUGGAUGAGCCGACGUCGGGGAUGGACCCGGCCUCUCGCAGGGCCACCUGGGACCUUCUGCAGCAGCAGAGGAGCAACAGAACCAUCCUUCUGACCACCCACUUCAUGGACGAGGCAGACCUGCUGGGGGACCGCAUUGCCAUCAUGGCCAAGGGCGAGCUGCAGUGCUGCGGCUCCUCGCUCUUCCUCAAGCGCAAAUACGGGGCAGGAUAUCACAUGGUGAUGGUGAAGGAGCCCUACUGCAACCUGGGGGAGAUCUCCCGCCUCAUCUGCCAGUACGUGCCCAACGCCACCAUGGAGAGCAACGCCGGGGCAGAGCUGUCCUUCAUCCUGCCCAAGGAGAGCACGCACAGGUUCGAGGCCCUGUUCACGGAACUGGAGCACAGGCGGGAGGAGCUGGGCAUCGCCAGCUACGGCGCCUCGGUCACCACCAUGGAGGAGGUUUUCCUGAGGGUUGGGAAGCUGGUGGACUCCAGCAUGGAUAUCCAGGCCAUCCAGCUGCCUGCCCUCCAGUACCAGCACGAGAGACGCUCCAAUGACUGGGCCAUGGAUGACUCGAGCAGCCUGAGUGGCAUGACGGACAUGACGGACGACAGCGGGGCUCUCAUCACCGAGGACUGCUCCAGCAUCAAGCUCAACACCGGGUUCUACCUGUGCUGCCAGCAGUUCUACGCCAUGUUCAUGAAGCGAGCCAUGUACAGCUGGCGCAACUGGAAGAUGGUGGCGGCGCAGUUCCUCGUGCCUCUGAUCUUCACUGCCUUUGCCCUCAUCGUGGCCAAGACCUUCCCGGGCCCGCGGGACUCGUCCCAGCUGCGGCUGACACUGGAGCCCUAUGGCCAGACCGUCGUGCCUUUCUCGGUGCCGGGCGCCGCGGGGCUGUCCCAGAGGCUGGCGGAGCAGUACGUGGAGCUGCUGGAUGCCCAGCGCCAGUCGCCGCUGGAGGUGCUGGGUGGCCUGGAGGAGUACCUCAUCUCACGGGCCUCUGAGGAAGGGGGGGCCUUCAACGAGCACUACAUCGCAGCCGCCUCCUUCGAGGGCGCCGGGAACCGCACGGUGGUGACCGCGCUCUUCAACAACCAGGCCUACCACGCCCCGGCCACCGCCCUCAUGCUGGCUGACAAUGCUGUCCUCAGGGUGCUGGCGGGCCCCAACGCCUCCAUCACCAUCACCAACUACCCCCAGCCCCGCAACAUCACUGAGAAGGCCAAGGACCAGCUCAUGGAAGGCCAGACUGGGUUUGCCAUUGCCAUCAACCUGCUGUACGGGAUGGCCUCUCUCGCCAGCACCUUCGCGCUGCUGCUGGUCAGCGAACGGGCCAUCAAGGCCAAGCACGUCCAGUUCGUCAGUGGCGUCUACGUGGUCAACUUCUGGCUUUCUGCCCUGCUCUGGGACAUCAUCAACUUCCUCAUCCCUUGUGCUCUGAUGCUGGUGAUAUUCCAAGCCUUUGAUGUGCAAGCCUUCACCCAAGACAGCCACCUUGUUGAUGUGAUGUUGAUCUUCCUCCUUUAUGGCUGGGCCAUCAUCCCCCUCAUGUACCUCCUCAGCUUCUUCUUCUCAGUGGCAGCCACGGCCUACACCCGACUCACCAUCUUCAACAUCCUGUCUGGCACCGCCACCUUCCUCGCUGUCACCAUCAUGAGCAUCCCGGAGCUGGGCUUGGUGGACCUCUCCAAAACCUUGGAUAAAGUCUUUCUUGUCUUACCCAAUUACUGCUUGGGCCAGUGCAUCAGUGACUUCUACCAGAAUUACGAGUUCAUUCAGUUCUGCACCUCCUCUGUUGAAGCCAUUUUCAUCUGCAAGGCCUUCAAUAUCAGUUAUCAGAUGAACUACUUUUCCUGGGAGACGCCUGGGAUCGGGCGAUACCUGACCUCCUUGGCCGUCCAGGGUUUCUCCUUCCUCUUCCUCCUCUUCCUCAUUGAGACAAACCUUCUCUGGAGACUGAGAACUCUGAUCUGUGGCAUCUGCAGGCGGCGGAAAUGGGUGGCACUGCUGAACCGUGUGUCUGUGCUGCCAGAGGACAGGGACGUGGCAGAUGAGAGGAAGAAGGUUUUAGAGUCGCCACCAGAACUGCUGUCAUCUCUCAGCAGCCCUCUGGUCAUCAAGGAGCUCACCAAGGUCUAUGACAGCCGGGAGUCCCUGCUGGCAGUGGACAGGAUCUCCUUGGCCGUCAGCAAAGGGGAAUGCUUUGGCCUCCUUGGCUUCAAUGGAGCAGGCAAAACCACCACCUUCAAGAUGCUGACUGGUGAUGAGAGCAUCACGUCAGGGGACGCCUUUGUGGAUGGGCACAGCAUCCUGGCCAACAUCAAGAAGGUGCAGCAGCGGAUCGGGUACUGCCCGCAGUUCGAUGCCCUGCUGGAGCACAUGACGGGCCGCGAGACGCUGAGCAUGUACGCGCGGCUGCGGGGCAUCCCCGAGCGCUACAGCGGCAGCUGCGUGGAGAACAUGCUGCGGGGGCUGCUCCUCGAGCCCCACGCCGACAAACUCGUGAGGACCUACAGUGGUGGUAACAAGCGGAAGCUCAGUGCUGGCAUUGCCCUCAUUGGUGGUCCCCCCGUGAUCUUCCUGGAUGAGCCCUCCACUGGCAUGGACCCCGUGGCCCGGCGUUUGCUCUGGGACGCGGUGACACGGACACGGGAGUGUGGCAAAUCCAUCAUCUUCACCUCCCACAGCAUGGAGGAGUGCGAGGCGCUGUGCACACGCCUGGCCAUCAUGGUGAACGGGCAGUUCAAGUGCCUGGGCAGCCCCCAGCACCUCAAAAGCAAGUUUGGCAGUGGCUACACCUUGCUGGCCAAGACACGGAGCGAGGAGGAGGGCGAGCUGCUGGCCUUCAAGGCCUUCGUGGAGAAGACUUUCCCAGGCAGUGUCCUGAAACAUGAGCACCAGGGCAUGGUGCAUUACCACUUGACCAACAAGAACCUCAGCUGGGCACAGGUCUUUGGGGCCUUGGAGAAAGCCAAAGAGAAGUAUCGCUUGGAGGACUACUCGGUGAGCCAGAUCUCCCUGGAGCAGGUCUUCAUGAGCUUCACCCGCUUCCAGCACUACACAGAGGACAGAGGGAAAUGAGCCCCCGGUGCCCUUCCUCACGGACUGGCCCCCAGCCUAUACAUAGUAUAUAUAGAGACAGUAAUUUA
Molecule: messenger RNA, 5250 nt
Organism: Manacus vitellinus (golden-collared manakin)
Lineage: Eukaryota; Metazoa; Chordata; Aves; Passeriformes; Pipridae
Gene: ABCA3
Product: ATP binding cassette subfamily A member 3
Exons: 30
Coding region: 56-5182 (1708 amino acids)
Biological process (GO): transmembrane transport; lipid transport
Cellular component (GO): intracellular membrane-bounded organelle; membrane
Molecular function (GO): ATP binding; ATP hydrolysis activity; lipid carrier activity
Source: RefSeq, a predicted model, not a curated record